GUGCUCGAAGCUUACAAGCAGGGGCUGAGGCCAGCCCUGGGCUAUGAGCUCAACCCCUGGCUGCUGUGCCUGGCCAACUACCGUGCCUGGAGGGCCGGUUACCACGGCAAGGUGUCCUUCCUGAAAAAGGAUCUGUGGAAGGUGAAUCUCUCUGACUGCCAUAACGUGAUCGUGUUCCUGGCCCCCAGCGUGAAGCCUCCCUUGGCCACCAAGCUCCUGGCAGAACUGCCCGACGACGCGCGGGUGGUGGCCGGCCGCUACCCCUUCCCCUCCUGGAGCCCCAGCUGCACCCUGGGCCAGGGCCUGGACCAGGUCUGGGCCUAUGACAUCAAGGAGGUGCGGAGGGAAGUGCAGGACAGGGCCCAGCAAAGCCAGGGCUGAGCCCAGCCUCGUUAAGCCUGGUUUAACAGCAGCCUCCUUAAGCCUGGCAUUAAGGGUCAGUGCCACUCCAGCCCUUGGCUCAGCUCAGGACAGAAGUGCUUGGCCAGCAUUUCUCCUGGGGACUUGCAGGGUGGCAGAUCUUCAUUUUCCAGAGUGUGAGCAAAGCAAGAGAGGAGAAAAUCAAACCUGGAAAUCCUGGGGUUAACGCAGGAUUUAAGGGAUGAAACUCCAGUGCCUCUUUUUAGAUGAUUGCUGCUUUAUUUCAAUUGAAGUUUUAAAAAUAAAAUUUUGAUUGAUUGUUCCUCUGA
Messenger RNA from Zonotrichia albicollis (white-throated sparrow), 689 nucleotides. NCBI's taxonomy places the organism in Eukaryota, Metazoa, Chordata, Aves, Passeriformes, Passerellidae. The record is from RefSeq and is a predicted model, not a curated record.